Molecule: messenger RNA, 1488 nt
Organism: Strongyloides ratti
Lineage: Eukaryota; Metazoa; Nematoda; Chromadorea; Rhabditida; Strongyloididae
Exons: 4
Coding region: 1-1488 (495 amino acids)
Source: RefSeq, a predicted model, not a curated record
AUGGUUUCAAAAUUAUUAAGAAAAUUAAAACUAAAAACAAGUAUACGUAAUAAAAUAGCAAUAUUAUUUAUUUUUUCAUGUUGUUUUAUAAGUGUCUUUUAUUUAAUAUCAAAAAUUCAUUCAACAACAAAUGAAUAUAAUAGAAGAUCAUUAAAACAAAAUGAAAAUAUUAAUGAAUUAUAUUUAAUAAGUAAAUUUCUAUAUAUUUAUAAUGAAACAUCAAAUAUUGAAAAAAGAAAAAAUCUUAAUACUUUAAAUUUAUUAUUUUUAUCAAAACAAAAAGAACAAACAAAAGUAUUUUUAUGUAUUUCAAAAAAUAAAAAUGGAGAGAUUUUGAAAUCAAAAUUAAAUUUUUCUCUUCUUGACCUUUUAACAAAGGAAACCUAUUUAUAUGAAGGAAGUUGUAAAAUUUUAACAAAUUAUAUUUCAUUCUUUAUUGAAAUUAAUAAAAAAACUAUUGAAAUUGAGGAGGCAACUGAAAUUAUUCAUGUCCCAUUGAAAGUAAAAGAUAAAAGUGUUUGUAUUUUGCCUUUAUUAUUAUUUAGUAAUACAGAUUAUCUUAAAAAUGUUGUUGAAUAUUAUAAAACAAAUUUGUAUACUAAUAUUGAUAUUUAUGGAAUAAGUUUAAAAAAUGAUACAAAUAAUAUUCUUGACUAUAAGUAUGAUUUUGUUAAAAAUCAUCCAUGGUUUAUUUUUAACACAAAGGAAACAUUAAAUGUGAUAAGAAAUUUUCAUACUAUUUCAUUUACAAAGAAUAAUGUUAUUGAAUCAAUGAAAUCUGCCAUUUUUGAUUGCUAUUUUAGGUAUAAAGAUAUAUCAAGUGAAAUAAUAUUUUUGAAUCUUAAUAAUUAUUUUCCUAUGGGAACUAAUUAUUCAUAUAUUAAUGAAAUAUUUGUUUCACCAGUAAUAUUAAAAUCAAGUAAUAAAAAUAUAACUGAAAAUGAUAGUUCACAAAUAUUAAAAAAUAUUAAUUUUAAUUUACAACAAAAUAAUAAUACAGAUAGUAAGAAUAAUUACUUAAAAAUAAUUGAAACUGGUGAAUGUUUUUGUAUUAAUGAAUGUAGUGAUGUUUGUGGUAAAUUUAACUCUGAAAAUAUAAUCAUUAUUAAUGUUAAAAAUCCCAACAAAAAGGAAAAUAAAAUUAAUGACAAAUUAAUAUCAAUGAAUGAUUUUGAUCUUAUCGAGACAGAAUAUUUUGAAACAAUGCUUGUAAAUAAAUGUUCACUUCUUUUUCAAGAUCAAUCAUCAGUAGAAAAUAAUUUAGAACAAAAUAAUAAUAAAGUAGCACAAACAUUUAAUAAUGUUUUACGAUACUUUCAAUCUACCCAAUAUAUUAAUGAGGAAAAAAAAUGUAUCUUGUCAUUACUUUUUGAUAAUAUGCCAUGUAUUGUUUCAAAUUUAUCAUUUAAUAAUUUACUUAAUAUUACCAAUUUAUAUUUGCCAUUUAAUCAAUCUUUUACAACUUUUAAUGAUGGCUGUCAUUUUUAA